Messenger RNA from Gekko japonicus, 1303 nucleotides. It is a transcript of the gene ZDHHC2, whose product is annotated as zinc finger, DHHC-type containing 2. The record is from RefSeq and is a predicted model, not a curated record. Lineage: Eukaryota; Metazoa; Chordata; Lepidosauria; Squamata; Gekkonidae. Bases 75 to 1292 code for a protein of 405 amino acids. The transcript has 11 exons. Gene Ontology annotation, molecular function: protein-cysteine S-palmitoyltransferase activity. Gene Ontology annotation, biological process: peptidyl-L-cysteine S-palmitoylation; protein targeting to membrane. Gene Ontology annotation, cellular component: Golgi apparatus; endoplasmic reticulum.
GGUGCGAGGGCCCGGGCCCUCCCGUUGACCAGGACAGCUGAACAAGCCGAGGCGGGGGGACGGGGCGCGGGAAGAUGGCGACGCCCGGGGCGGCGCCGACGACGACUUCUUCCUCUUCCUCGAGGAGGUCGGAGAUUCGGCGGGGAGGAGGUGUGAGGCGACGCUGCCAGUGGCUGCUGUACUGGGUGCCGGUCCUGUUCAUCUGCAGCAUCCUCUGCUGGUCCUACUACGCCUACGUCGCCCAGCUGUGUCUGCUAACCAUGACAAAUGUUGGAGAACAAGUGAUGUGCCUGAUUGCUUAUCAUCUAUUUUUCACAAUGUUUGUGUGGUCUUACUGGAAAACAAUCUUUACGUUACCAAUGCAUCCUUCCAAAGAAUUCCACCUGACCUAUGCAGACAAAGAAUUGUUGGAGAGAGAACCUAGAGGUGAAACCCAUCAAGACGUGUUGAAGAGAGCAGCCAAGGACCUCCCCAUCUAUACAAGAACAUUGUCUGGAGAUAUGAACGAUGGUGCAGUGAGCAUUUUAUCCAGUCAAGCAAGGCCUUUGUAUUUCUGUGUAAAUACCAUGAAUCAUGACACAGAUAAUAAUAAUUCGGUUUUGCCUUAUAGUAACUUGUCAUUUGUCUUUUUAAGAUGUAUUUUGAAAAUGGACCAUCAUUGCCCUUGGGUGAACAACUGCGUUGGAUUCUCCAAUUACAAGUUUUUCCUCCUUUUCUUGGCGUAUUCUCUGUUAUACUGCCUUUUCAUUGCUGCAACUGAUUUACAGUAUUUUAUUAAAUUCUGGACAAAUGGCCUUUCAGAUACUCAAGCCAAGUUCCAUAUCAUGUUUUUAUUCUUUGCCGCAGCCAUGUUCUCUAUCAGCUUAUCCUCUCUUUUUGGAUAUCACUGUUGGCUAGUCAGCAAAAAUAAAUCAACACUAGAGGCGUUCAGAGCACCUAUUUUCCGGCAUGGAACAGAUAAGAAUGGAUUUAGCUUGGGCUUCAGCAAAAAUCUAAGACAAGUCUUUGGAGAUGAGAAAAAAUAUUGGUUGUUGCCAGUUUUUUCUAGCCUAGGGGAUGGCUGCUCCUUUCCUACAUGCCUUGUUACUCAAGAUCUUGAACAAGCUUCCACUCCUUCUGGACACUCUUCUUCAAACAAAAAUGAGAAUCACCAUUUUCCUGCAAAGCCGUUACGAGAUUCUCAAAGCCACCUUCUUACAGACCCUCAGUCUUGGACAGAAACGAAUGCAAGUAUUGAAAAGAACAAACUUGGUAUGAGCAAUCCUGCACUAACUAUGGAAAAUGAAACCUAGCACAUGCAAGU